Messenger RNA from Colletotrichum godetiae, 593 nucleotides. Its product is annotated as putative oxalocrotonate tautomerase. The coding region runs from base 49 to 507 and encodes 152 amino acids. Lineage: Eukaryota; Fungi; Ascomycota; Sordariomycetes; Glomerellales; Glomerellaceae. The record is from RefSeq and is a predicted model, not a curated record. The transcript has a single exon.
AAUUAAACUACUUCGUACCCAAGUUAAGUCACUAAGCAAGUCUUCAAAAUGCCUAAAUGGGUCUUCAACUGCAACGCCGGCGUCUUCACCCCCGCCGAAAAGAAACAAAUCGCCGAGGGCAUGACCAAGAUCUACACCAGUGUCGGCCUGCCCGCGUUUUACUGCCACACGCACUUCAUCGAGCUCGCCCCAGAAAAUAUUUACGCCGGCGGCGAGACGCCCAAAGCGUUGACGACCGUCUCCAUCUAUCAUAUUGCACGAGGCUUCGAUACCCCACAGGUCGAGGCCUUCUUCUUCAAGGCUCUUGAUGAUGUGUUGAGGCCUAUCUUGAAGCCAAAGGGGAUUGAAUGGGAGUCUGGGAUUUAUGAGGCGAGGAGGGAGUUGUGGAGGAUCAAUGGGCUCGUUCCGCCUGAUACGGGGUCGGAGAUGGAGAAGAAGUGGGCAAAGGAUAAUCGGGUUACGGACGAGGAGGACUUAUUGAAAGUUCAAAGGCUUUCUAGGCUGUGAUUUGCACAGUCAAUAGUCGGUGAUCUCGGUCUAGAAGAUGAGCACCACUGAUAUCUACCUACGUUAUCUUGGAAUCUUGAAAAGCC